AUGAACAGUUUCCAAGCACCACCACGGAUCCUUGAUUAUGUGGAAUCUGUCAUUGUGUUCUAUGGUAUCCGUACCUAUCUUGCCUCUCGAAAAGGCCAAAUUGACAGAUUAACAUGGCCCCAUCCGGCUGAAGCGACGGAAAUGACGCCGUCGUGCCCACGCGCCGCCUCGGGAGAGCAUGGGCCAGCAGCCAAAGCUCAACCCCUGCAUACUUCCCCCCUCUUUACGGCUUGCAGCCCCCCGUGGCCCCCCUCAUCUCAGGGCGAAAGACGGGAUGGCACUGCUUAG
Messenger RNA from Colletotrichum lupini, 288 nucleotides. RefSeq lists its product as uncharacterized. The record is from RefSeq and is a predicted model, not a curated record. Lineage: Eukaryota; Fungi; Ascomycota; Sordariomycetes; Glomerellales; Glomerellaceae. Bases 1 to 288 code for a protein of 95 amino acids. The transcript is spliced from 2 exons.